AUGAGCUCCACCAAACAGGAACCUAUCCCCGGGCCCAAGGGCGUCCCAUUCUUGGGAAACAUAUAUGACAUUGAGCCCGAGGUACCCGUGAAUAGCUUUGAGCUGCUUGCUGAUAACUAUGGCCCAAUCUACCGAUUGACCACCUUCGGCAGACCACGAGUAUUCGUCAACUCCCAUGAGUUAGUAGACGAGGUCUGCGAUGAGGAGCGAUUUACCAAAAUGGUCUCGGCUGGUCUGCACGAGAUUAGGAACGGUGUGCACGACGGUCUCUUCACCGCAAACUACCCCGGCGAAGAGAACUGGGCCAUUGCGCAUCGCAUUCUCGUUCCAGCAUUCGGUCCGCUGAUGAUUCGCGGCAUGUUUGAUGAGAUGUAUGAUAUCGCACAACAAUUGGUAUUAAAAUGGGCACGAAUUGGACCCGCUGCUCCUAUCCAGGUCACAGACGAUUUCACCCGCUUGACGCUGGAUACUAUCGCUCUUUGCGCUAUGGGAACGCGAUUCAAUUCUUUCUAUCAUGACGAGAUGCACCCCUUUGUCGAGGCUAUGGUUGGGUUGUUGGCAGGGUCUGGAAAAAGAUCCCUUCGACCUGCCUUGUUGAACAACCUGCCCACUGCGGAGAACAAUAAAUACUGGAGUGACAUUGAGUAUCUUCGCAAUCUGGCUCGGGAACUGGUUGAUGCACGGAAGCAAAACCCCGUGGAUAAGAAGGAUCUCCUCAAUGCACUUAUUCUUGGUCGAGACCCGCAGACUGGUCAGGGCCACGAGACAACAUCCGGCAUGUUGUCAUUCCUAUUCUACUAUCUUCUCAAGAGCCCCAGCGCGUACAAGAAGGCCCAAGAGGAGGUCGAUCGCGUGAUUGGUAAACGCAAGAUCACCGUCGAUGACAUGUCCAAGCUGCCGUACAUCACUGCUGUGAUGCGUGAGACGCUGCGUCUGAAGCCAACAGCCCCAAUGAUCGCCCUGCAUCCGCACCCGGUCAAGAACAAGGAGGAUCCUGUCACACUUGGGGGCGGCAAAUAUGUCCUUAACAAAGACGAGACUAUUGCAGUCAAUCUCAGCAAGAUGCAGCGCGACCCGAAGGUCUACGGUCCCGAUGCCGAUGAGUUCAAACCCGAGCGUAUGCUCGAUGAAAACUUUGAAAAACUGCCCAAAAAUGCAUGGAAGCCUUUCGGAAAUGGCAUGCGAGGUUGCAUCGGACGGCCGUUCGCAUGGCAGGAGGCUCUUCUUGUGGUCGCAGUUUUGCUACAGAACUUCAACUUCCAGAUGGACAACCCUAGCUACGAUCUUCGCAUCAAGCAGACACUUACUAUCAAGCCUAAGGACUUCCACAUGAAGGCUACUCUGAGAGAUGGUCUCGACCCCACGCAGCUUAGCGCCGCUCUCAGCAGUUCUGAUGCUCCUCCCAAAGAGACUGGUGCUGGUAGCCGGGAUCGAAAACCCAAGGUGGCGCCCGUGGAUGGGAAGCUGAAGCCAAUGCACGUGUUCUAUGGCAGCAACACAGGGACUUGUGAGGCAUUUGCCCGAAGACUGGCGGAUGAUGCCGCUGGAUAUGGGUACGCUGCACAGACACACUCCUUAGACUCAGCCAUGCAGAACAUUCCCAAAGACGGACCGGUGGUGUUCAUCUCGGCUUCAUAUGAAGGCAAGCCUCCGGAUAACGCGGCCCAUUUCUUUGAGUGGCUCACUGAGCUGAAGGGCAAUAGUUUGGAAGGCAUCAACUAUGCAACCUUUGGUUGUGGUCACCAUGAUUGGUCUUCAACAUUCUACCAUGUUCCUAAAGUCAUCGACCAACUGGUCAAAGAUAAUGGCGCCAACAAGCUCUGCGAUAUUGGUCUUGCCGACGCAGCAAACUCGGACAUGUUCACCGACUUCGAUGGCUGGGGUGAGAGUUUGUUCUGGCCGGCUGUGAUAGCCAAAUUCGGUGGCGCUGGUCCUGAAUUGUCUGCCAAGCCGAAAUCUUCAUUGCAGGUCGAGGUCAGCUCAGGUAUGCGGGCAUCAACUCUGGGUCUCCAACUCGAAGAAGGCUUCGUCCUCGACAACCAGCUUCUCACACCACCCGGAGCCCCAGCCAAGCGAAUCGUCAAAUUCAAGCUCCCAUCGGAUAUGACCUACCAGUGCGGCGAUUACCUUGCCGUCUUACCAGUGAAUCCAAGUUCCGUUGUUCGCCGCGCAAUCCGCCGGUUCGAUCUCCCCUGGGAUGCCGUGCUACGGGUCCAGAAGCCAUCGGGCUCCACUGCUUCCCCUUCUAUUCCCAUCGACACCCCGAUCUCCGCCUUCGAGCUCCUAUCCACCUACAUUGAGCUGUCACAGCCAGCAUCGAAGCGUGACCUCAAUGUCCUAGCCGACGCCGCCAUCAAUGACGCAGAAACCCAAGCCGAACUGCGCUACCUCGCCUCGAGCCCCAGUCGCUUCACCGAGGAGAUUGUCAAGAAGCGCGUCAGCCCAUUGGAUCUCCUUACCCGCUACCCAACGAUCAAGCUGCCUAUCGGCGACUUCCUCGCCAUGCUCCCACCAAUGCGCGUUCGCCAAUAUUCCAUCUCUUCCUCGCCGCUACUUAACCCAUCCGAAUGCUCCAUCACCUUCAGCGUCCUCAGCGCCCCCGCCCUCGCCAACGCCGCCGAAGCCACAGAGGACCAGGAGCAAUAUCUCGGUGUAGCAUCCAACUACCUCUCCGAGCUCCAAGUCGGAGAGCGCGCACACAUCACCGUUCGCCCCUCCCACUCGGGCUUCAAACCACCCAUGGACCUAGAAACACCAAUGAUAAUGGCCUGCGCCGGUAGCGGCCUCGCGCCCUUCCGCGGCUUCGUCGUGGACCGCGCGGAGAAGAUUCGCGGCCGUCGCAGCACACCUGACUCCGACGAGCUCCACGAGCACAAAUCUCUCAAACCCGCAAAGGCGGUUCUGUACAUCGGUUGCCGCACCCAGGGGGUGGACGAUAUCCACGCUGCCGAGUUGGCGGAGUGGGCCAAACUCGGCGCUGUCGAAGUGCGGUGGGCUUAUAGUCGCCCUUCUGGUGGGAGCAAGGGACAGCAUGUGCAGGAUCUUAUGCUCGAGGAUCGGGAAGAGCUGGUACAGCUGUUUGAUCAGGGUGCUAAUAUCUAUGUUUGUGGUAGUACGGGUGUUGGGGCGGGAGUUCGAGGUGCUUGUAAGGAGAUAUAUCUUGAGAGGCGGCGGGCUUUGCAUGCUGAGCUUCGGGAGAAGGGGGAGAGGCCGCCUGGUGCUGAUAUUGAUGAGGAGCGGGCUGCUGAGGAGUUCUUUGAGAAAUUGCGGACGAAGGAGAGGUAUGCUACUGAUGUUUUUACUUGA
Messenger RNA from Penicillium bovifimosum, 3306 nucleotides. RefSeq names its product bifunctional cytochrome P450/NADPH--P450 reductase. The coding region runs from base 1 to 3306 and encodes 1101 amino acids. The transcript has 4 exons. Gene Ontology annotation, cellular component: cytosol. The record is from RefSeq and is a predicted model, not a curated record. Gene Ontology annotation, molecular function: heme binding; NADPH-hemoprotein reductase activity; aromatase activity. NCBI's taxonomy places the organism in Eukaryota, Fungi, Ascomycota, Eurotiomycetes, Eurotiales, Aspergillaceae.